Messenger RNA from Gloeophyllum trabeum ATCC 11539, 264 nucleotides. RefSeq lists its product as uncharacterized. The record is from RefSeq and is a predicted model, not a curated record. The transcript is spliced from 4 exons. The coding region runs from base 1 to 264 and encodes 87 amino acids. Lineage: Eukaryota; Fungi; Basidiomycota; Agaricomycetes; Gloeophyllales; Gloeophyllaceae.
AUGAAGCGCGAAAAGCACGCCAAUCGCCAUCAAUUUGCUAUCUACGUUGACAGGCAGGUCAACAGAUAUGCCAACUUUUCCAGGCUUGCCCUUAUGAUCUAUGAUAUCGUCCUGAACCUCGGCCGGGAGAAGCAGCUCGUGUGGGACACCAAGUUCCGCACGUAUAGUCUGUUGUACUAUAUGUCCCGCUACCCGCUAGUCCCCUUUCAAGUCUUUGAGGUCUUCUAUACCCCUUCAAUGCCACAGUACGUCGUAUCUCGAUAA